AUGGACGCUUCCUGUCAUGUGAACUUGCCACCGUCGUCAUUCAGAAUGAUGUCUAUAUUCCAUGAUGAAUUAAUUAAGCAGGACGAAUUAUUAGAAGAAAUCAACGGGUCAAUACUUCGUUCUGAAAAUACAGUACGCAAGUGUUAA
This is a messenger RNA of Ambispora gerdemannii, 147 nucleotides long. Lineage: Eukaryota; Fungi; Glomeromycota; Glomeromycetes; Archaeosporales; Ambisporaceae. The record is from the annotation of a GenBank genome assembly.